GAAGUAGAACAGAAAUCGCUUGGCGCUCAGCUUACAGUCCAGCAGCACUACAAUAAUCUCUAAAAUGAUUCAUCAUCGGUCGGGCUGGAAUUUCUUGCUGCUUGUGGGGCUGCUGGCCGGCAAUGGAGUUUGGCUGGUGCACUCGCAGGUGCCCUUUCCCGGACAGUGUCCGGAGGUCAAAAUAAUGGACACCUUCGAUGUGGAUUCGUACUUGGGGAUCUGGUACGAGCACAGCAAGUAUCCGUUUGCAUUCGAAAUCGGCAAGAAGUGCAUCUACGCCGACUACGAGAUCAUCGACAAUGCCACGCUGUCCGUGGUGAAUGGGGGAAUCAAUCGAAUAACUGGCAACCCCUCGAACAUAAGCGGAACCGCCAAGGUCAUAGGCCCCGCCCGGCUGGCUGUGGCCUUUUUCCCCGGCCAGCAAACGUCGAAACCCAACUACCUGGUUCUGGGCACCGACUACGAGUCGUACUCCGUUGUCUACAGCUGCACUAGCGUGACAUCUCUGGCUAAUAUCAAGCUCGUUUGGAUCUUAACCCGCGAACGUGAGCCCUCGGCGGAGACCAUUGCGUCGGCCAAAAAGAUCUUGGAGGAGAAUAAAAUCAACCAAUCCUUCCUCAUCGACACCAUUCAGAGCAAUUGCCCCAAACUGGCGGCAAACGGCACGGACUUCGGCGUCGAGGAUCUCACAGAGGACCCCGUCGAUGAGUUUGUCGGCACUGUGCUGCCCAAUGCCAUCGACAAGGCAUGAGAAUGGCUGCGACGCUUCUACUUGCGUCUCUACAACAUCUUUAUGAACUUUCUGAGCUCCUAAAUUUACUGUUUCGAACCCUGUACAUACGUAGAUGGAUAGAGAAAUGUUAUCAAAUGUAGUAUGAUAUAUUAUUCGUUAAAGCAUGGAAUAAAAAACAUAGUUUCGGUUAUGGAAAAGA
Molecule: messenger RNA, 932 nt
Organism: Drosophila persimilis
Lineage: Eukaryota; Metazoa; Arthropoda; Insecta; Diptera; Drosophilidae
Product: apolipoprotein D
Exons: 6
Coding region: 65-751 (228 amino acids)
Molecular function (GO): pigment binding
Source: RefSeq, a predicted model, not a curated record